AUGGUUUUCAGUCAACUAAAAUCGUACAUACCAUUCCGAUACAUCGGAUUCCAUCAUGGGCUGGAGUUAUUGCUCGUUAUCUCUAUAAUCCUUCUGUCAAUACUGCUCGUCGGGUGCACAACAGAGAGCAUGAAGGACAUUUACCUUCUGUCCUUGUCGUACACCGGUACCGAGCCGACGACGACCGACACGACCAUCAUCACUGCGAAUGUAUCCUCCUGCAUGACUCUAGCAGCUGCCAGCAAAACCCUUCUCACCGUACGCGUUGGCUAUUUCGGAUAUUGCAUCGUCGACAACGGCGUCACGUCCUGUUCAAGUGACGCAGGCUCUCUGGCAACAUUACUACGGCAGACAAACUCAAGCGACCCGUUGAACAUGUUAUACAUGGUCAAAUCGUUCCACGACCAAACCAUCUUCAGCGCCCUUCCAUAUCUAACCCGCCCCGGCACGGCAAGCGACUCGGACUCGGAGCGGGAAGUCAAGCCGUUCCCCUGGAAGGCUGUCUCGUGGCUGGCCUGGUUCAUGACCCUCGUGGCGACCUUGUUCAGCUUGGUGGCGGCGCUGUGGCAGCAUCUUUCGAGCGCCGCCACUGCUACCAUGGUCAACACUUUGACGUACGGUACAGUCUCUGGUACGGUGGGUGCGGGCGCGAUGGCCUUUGCAUGGAUUGCCACGGGGGUCUUGUUCAUCGCUGUAAUCGGGUUGCUGCUGAUGAUUAUGAGCAUGCUUGCAUUCGAGUUGUUCUACGAUGCUAGAUGA
This is a messenger RNA of Chaetomium strumarium, 759 nucleotides long. Its product is annotated as Ca2+ regulator and membrane fusion protein Fig1-domain-containing protein. Lineage: Eukaryota; Fungi; Ascomycota; Sordariomycetes; Sordariales; Chaetomiaceae. Gene Ontology annotation, biological process: conjugation with cellular fusion. Bases 1 to 759 code for a protein of 252 amino acids. Gene Ontology annotation, cellular component: mating projection tip; membrane. The record is from RefSeq and is a predicted model, not a curated record. The transcript is spliced from 5 exons.